GCAGCCCCAGCGCCGGCCCCACAGCCCCCGCCGCCCGCGGGCCGCCCCGCAUUGUCCGGGGGCAGCGGCAGGAUGGGGGUCCCCGCACGGCCGCCCCCCCCCGGGCUGCGUUAAGGCCCGUCGGUAUGAGGAGGUCUGUUGAAGAUGCACUGGUCACCAGAGCAUGCCCAGUCCCUGAACCAGUGGCCAGAGCAGCACCUCGACGUCUCCUCCACCACCUCCUCGCCAGCCCACAAGUCCGACCUCUACCCCAGCACCCGCCAGCGCUUCAACUACGCCUGGGCCAACGACGACAUCUCAGCACUCACCGCCUCCAACCUCCUCAAGAGGUACGCCGAGAAGUACUCGGGGGUGUUGGAUGCGCCCUACGAGCGCCCGGCGCUGAGCGGCUAUGGGGACGGUGCCUUUGGGCCCAUUAAUGGGCAGAAAGGGGAUGGUGAGCCCUGGCCUGUGCCUCACAGCUCUGACGGCGCCUACCCACUGACACCCAUCCAUGAUGGCCUCCCUGGUGCCAAGGCCGUGGUGCCGCCCGCCGUGCCGGCUGGUAGCGCUCCACUGGGGCUCACCGGCUCACCGGUGGUGUCGGCCAACCUCGCUGAUCCCAUCUAUGCUGGGAAUUCAUGUGGAGGAGCAGCCGGCUCAGGAGGGCUGGGCUCAUCUCAGGAGUACCCUGGGGGCUAUGGCAGCACCUACUUGCCCUCUGGCUACUGCGGCCAGCCCAGCACAGCACUUGCCCCUCCACACCCACCCACCCUGCACAGUUCUGGGCUCCUGCAGCCCACACACCCCUCAUCUGCCCUGGUGCCGGGCUAUGGUUCCUCUGGCCCUGUCUACAACUACGCCUCAGGCAGCUACGCCACACAGCCGGGCUAUGGGGCCAUCCACCCGCCCCAUCCCUCUGCCUCCUACCUGCCCUCAGGCAUCGCGGCACCCACCCCAUUGCCAGCCCCCGGGCCCACCACUCGUCCAUCUGUGGUGCCGGCCUAUGGCUACCAAGCCGCUGGGUUGGCUUCAUUGGCUGUGCCACCCUUGGGCACCGAGGCGACAGGCGCCUUGAAGAGGAAAGCUUUUGAUAUCUCAGGUGGGGAGGAUGAAGCAGAGGGCAGAUAUCGGAAAUACAGCUAUGAGCAGCCAAAGUCCCCCUACCCCAUGUCGGACAACGGUGAGUGCCGAGGCAAUGGCUUCCCCAGCGCCAGCAAGCGGCCAACAGGCAGUGCUGAGGAACACAGCAGUAAAUAUGGUGGGCAGGCGAUGAAGAGUGUGGUCUCACCACCCUAUGGAGCUGGGGACGCCCCGUUGCGACCCACAGAGUCCUUUGAGAAGUUCAGCCCUCCCCUUGCCAAUGGGGAGCGGGCGGCCGAGCCAGGACACCCCUUCCCGUUGAGGCUGCCACCCAAAGCGCCCGUCUUCAGCAGCCAACCAGUGGAGGAGCAACCCAAAAACGUUGACCCACUGGUGUUGGAGUUGGUGAACACCAAGAUUGUGGAGCGCGGGCCGCCUGUGCAGUGGACGGACAUCGCCGGGCAGGUCUCCAUCAAAGCAGCCAUUGAGGAGGAGCUGGUGUGGCCCAUCCUGCGGCCUGGUGCCUACACUGGGGCGAGCAGGCUGCCCCGAACCAUCCUUCUGUUUGGGCCACGUGGCACUGGGAAGACCCUCCUGAGUCGCUGCAUCUCUACCCAGCUGGGCUCCACGCUGCUGAAGCUCAGCGCCACUGCCCUGCUCACCACCUGGAAAGCUGAAGCUGAGAAGAUCCUCCAGACCGUUUUCUUUGUGGCCAAGUGCCGGCAGCCCUCAGUGGUGCUCAUCAUGGAGGUGGAAUCCUUGCUGGUGGCCCAGGAUGGCGGUCAGGCUGGAAACCUCAAGUCACAGCUCCUUUCCUACCUGGACAACGUAGCUACCUCGGCUGAGCAGAACGUGGUCAUCAUAGGGACCACCUCAAGGCCCGGCAGCAUGGAUGAAGCUUCCCACCGGCGCUUUGCCAAGCGCUUCUACAUCUCCCCACCGGACAGCAUCGCUCGGCGGCAGAUCCUCCACCAUGCCCUGGCUCAGCAGAGCUCCUGCCUGAGCGAGCGGGAGAUGGCCUCCCUGGUACAGCACACCGAGAGCUUCUCGGGCAGCGAGCUGAUCCAGCUCUGCCAGCAUGCUGGGGCCACCACGCUGCACGGCUUGCCGGGCCAGAUCCAACCCACCUCCUACAAGGACUUUGAGAAGGCUUUCUGCAAGGUCCGCCCCGCUGCCUCGCAGAAGGAGCUGGACUUGUUUGCUGAGUGGGAUAAGAUGUACGGGUCCAGGCACUGACCGGGAAGACCCGGCAACAACCAACGUACCUCUUUCUUAGGGUUUCUGAUAGGACUGGGCUUUUUUGGUCCUUUGUUUUUCUGAAGCAGUCGCUCGUUGAACUCAGGAUAACCUAUUUAUUGUUCACCCGCCUCCCCUUGCAGCCGUUUCCAGACCGGUGGUCGUAGAACCGUAGGAUCACAGAACCAUAACAUUGGUUGAGUUGGAAGGGAACCUGAAGGGUCAUCCAGUGCAACUCCCAUGCAGUGAGCAUCCACAUCAUAGAACCGUAGAGUUGGUUGAGUUGGAAGGGAACCUUAAGGGUCACCCACUCCAAGUCCUGUGCAAGGGACUUCCAGAUCUCAGCCAUGGAACCAGAGAAUAGUUGAGUUGGAAGGGACCCUCAAAGUUCAUCCAGUGCAACUCCCAUGCCAUGAACACCCACAUCUCCAUCAUAGAACCAUGGAAUUGGUUGAGUUGGAAGGAACCCCUAAGGGUCAUCCAGCGCAACCCCCAUGUAACAAACACCCACAUCUCAAUCACAGAACCACAGAAUCAGUUGAGUUGGGAGAGAACCUUAAGGCUCAUCCUCUCCAAUCUCGUGCAGUGGACAUCCGCAGCCCAAUGACGUUGCUCAGAUGUGAUGAGAAGAGCUGAAAACAAGCCACAAUUAAAACUCUCUAUUGAUCCAUGCACAAACCCCUGUCCCUGCGUACAGAGGGUUUCCAUCUUCUCACUUCUUCCCAAGCAAAACAUUGACCACAGCCAUGGAGGAAGCGGUGCAGGGAGGGGGAGGCGGGGGGAUCACACAACCCAGGGCUUUGGAGUGAAAUGCUGUAGAUUGUUUAAUAUGCUAGACUUGUUUUUAUUUUUGUAAGGUAUGUAGGGGUGUUUUUUUUUCUGUUGUUGCUGUUGUUGUUGUUGGUUUUUGUUGUUGUUGUUUUUUUUUGGUGUUUUUGUUUUCUUUUUUAACUACUCAGGAAAUGAAUUACCUCAGAGUUAAAGAAAAAAGAAAAAAAAGGGAAAAAAAUGAAAAAAAAUGAAAAAAAAAAAAAGUUCUCUUUUUCUCGUGCGUUUGCUUCCCAAACAAACAAAAUAAGAAAAAAAAAAAAGAGUGACAGAAAUCAAAACGAAACCCCAUGAAACUAGAGCAAAAACUUGAAGCUGUUACCAAGGUGAAAGUUGAAUGUAUUUCGGGUGCUUCUCACGUUUUCUGUGCCCUUGUUCUGGUGGCAGUUUGGCUUUGUUUCCCUUCCCGUCGCCCUCAUGGCGUUGGGUGGAGGUCGUUGUAGGGUCUUGGCUUUGGAGCUGUCCCCAGCACCACUUUUUGGUUCAGUCUUUCUCCCUUAUUGGCUGGGACAACCCUGGUUGGGUUGUCGUGUUUUGCUUUUGUUUCAUUUUGUUUUUCUCCUUUAAAAAAAAAAAAAAAAAAAAAAAAAAGAACAGGAAUAAUAAUUUUUAAUUAUUAUUAUUAUUAUUAUUAUUAUUUUUAGUGCUAUGUACUGUGUUUGGGAGUCGCUCUCCCCCCGAAUCUCAGGGUCUGCGCAUGCAGAACAGGAGAAGAGUAUUGUGGGCAUGGGGUGCUCCCACCCCCGCAGUGCUCAGGAUGCCAAAGGAGCCAAUUUUGGGGGGUUUUCCCCCAAGUUUUUCUCAUUUUCCCAUUGAAGUGUGCACGGGAGCGCGUGCACAAAGGGCAUUAAUGGGGAUGCACCUCUGCCUCCUCCCCAUCUCUUCCAAAAAGUGGUACUGGGUUCCUGAAGACUUUUUUGUUGUUGUUUUUGUUUUUGUUUUUAAUUAUUAUUAUUAAUUAUCAUUAUUUGACUUUGUACACUCUCUGUAACCAUUUCUACCUCAUUUUGCAACGUAUUGUACAUGAAAAUAUUUAAUUCAUGUCUUAUUGAUGUCUGAAAAUGAGAAAUGCUUUUGAGCUGCAAUGGUCUACCUCAAGAAAUGCUGUAUUUUAAAAAGAAAAGUAUUACACAGUAUUAAAGAGAUUACACGAAA
Coturnix japonica (Japanese quail) is the source of this 4281-nucleotide messenger RNA. RefSeq names its product fidgetin like 2 (gene FIGNL2). Lineage: Eukaryota; Metazoa; Chordata; Aves; Galliformes; Phasianidae. The record is from RefSeq and is a predicted model, not a curated record. Gene Ontology annotation, molecular function: ATP binding; ATP hydrolysis activity; microtubule severing ATPase activity.